Alosa sapidissima (American shad) is the source of this 2619-nucleotide messenger RNA. Its product is annotated as chemokine-like receptor 1. The transcript is spliced from 2 exons. Gene Ontology annotation, cellular component: plasma membrane. The record is from RefSeq and is a predicted model, not a curated record. Lineage: Eukaryota; Metazoa; Chordata; Actinopteri; Clupeiformes; Clupeidae. Gene Ontology annotation, biological process: positive regulation of cytosolic calcium ion concentration; chemotaxis; phospholipase C-activating G protein-coupled receptor signaling pathway. Bases 154 to 1206 code for a protein of 350 amino acids. Gene Ontology annotation, molecular function: G protein-coupled receptor activity; complement receptor activity.
CACACAUUAUAAGCGGCGUCAACAGCAGGGUUGUCACCACAUAUUCAGCUCUGGUGUUCACACAUUAUAAGCAGCAUCAACAGCAGGGUUGUCACCACAUAUUCAGCUCUGGUGUCACUAAAGAGGUCUGCGCCGGAGGUUAUGCCAAAGUAGAUGGAUAUUGAGCUGGAUUACAAUAUGGAAUUAGAUUAUGCUGACUAUGACAAUUACUCUACUGAUAAUUCAACAGCGGGGGAAGAGCAUUCCAUAAAAUUCCAAUCGACAUGCUUCACAGAGGCAGCUUGUGUCACCCUUGUGGUGAUCAAUGGUGUUAUUUUUGUCUUGGGCGUCCUUGGAAACGGAAUAGUGAUUUGGAUCGCCGGUCUCAAGAUGAAGAAGACCAUCAACACCACCUGGUACCUGAGCCUGGCAGUGUCUGACUUCCUUGUCUGCGCGAUCCACCCCUUCAACAUCGCUUACCUGGCUCUUCAGGACUGGGUGUUUGGUAUCUUCCUGUGCAAGUGCACCUCCUUCAUGAUGUUCGUCAACAUGUUCAGCAGCAUCUUCCUGCUGGUCUUCAUCAGCGUGGACCGCUGUGUCGCCGUGAUGUUCCCCGUGUGGGCCCAGAACCACCGGACAGUCCGAACCGCAUCCGUCGUCGUCGUUCUGGCCUGGGUGCUCGCGGCGGUUCUCAGCAUUCCGUCCAUCAUAUUCCGGGAGGUCAAGCACCAUAUGGGCAAGAGCCACUGCUUCAACAACUACAUGGCGGACCCACACAGCCACACCGCCAUCGCCGUCAGCCGCUUCGUCUCCGGCUUUGUUGUGCCUUUCAACAUCAUCAUCGUGUGCUACUCCGUGAUCACCCUCAGACUCAUGGGCAGUCAGAUCAAGAGGUCGUCCAAGCCCCUGAAAAUCAUGACGGCGCUCAUCGUCACCUUCUUCAUCUGCUGGCUACCCUACCACGUCUUCAUCCUGCUGGAGCUCCACCCCGCUGCCCACGACCACCAGCACCUUGUGCACGGGCUGCAGUACGGCACCAUGCUCGCACUAGCCAACAGCUGCCUCAACCCCGUGCUCUACGUGUUCAUGGGCAACGACUUCCGGAGGAAGUUCAAGAGCUCUCUGCUGUCCAAAAUCGAGAACGCCAUGGGAGAGGACAAUCGCACCACCAGUCGUUACCUGUCACGUUCCAGCUCGGUGGACACAAGGGCUUCCACUCAUAUUUAGAUGUCCACUCAUAUCUAAAUGACCGCAGGUUCCCUUUUCUCUGUUCUGCUCUCAUAAUAGUUGUUUAAAAACAUUCUCAUGAACUGGUAACAAUCUAGACUGUCAGUAGAUGGAAGUACUCAUUUAAAUGUCCACAAGUUUCCCUAUUGUCAUGAACAGGUAACAAUCUAGACUGUCAGUAGAUGGAAGUACUCAUUUAAAUGUCCACAAGUUUCCCUAUUGUCAUGAACUGGUAACAAUCUAGACUGUGAGUAGAUGGAAGUACUCAUUUAAAUGUCCACAAGUUUCCCUAUUUUCUCUUCUCAUUGUAUUUUUACUUCACUCAUUGUCUACUGAGAUUCCUGCCAGGUGUUGUAUACAAGUCAUUACAUGUCUCAUCAGUAGAUGAGAAUGCAUCUCGGAUUAUAGUGGAUGGGAGGGUCAUAUGUCCACAGGUCAAAAUGUCUACAGGUUCACUGUGUCUCCCUUAUUCACACUGUUACAUUAACCACAGUCAAUACAACUGAUUUACUGCUAUAGCCUGUACCAAUGUAGUGUCAUCUUCUAUUAUAACCUGUAGCGAUGUAGUCAUAUUCUAUUAGAGCCUGUACCAAUGUAGUAAUCUUCUGCUAUAGCCUGUACCAAUGUAGUCAUCUUCUGCUAUAGCCUGUUACUAUUGUAGUCAUCUUCUAUUAUAGCCUGUACCAUGUAGUCAUCUUCUGUAGUCGUGUUACUCUCAAUAACAGAUGAGGCUGUGACUUUACCAAACAAACCCAAUAAGCGAUGUCUUGCUUGAACUGAAGUAGUUGACGUGACAUAAUAACUAAUACAAUGUCUCAUUAUUUGGUACAUAACAUGAUGGCCAGAUCACUGUCUUCAGAUCUGAAUUGUAUAUGUUAUAAAUAUUUUGCUUACAUGUUGGGAAGUGAUGCUGCUGGGGGUGGAGAGUUGGGGUUACGCCUUAUUGUCAGAAUGAAGUAUAUUAGAUUUAGUCAUCCAAAAAAACAUGUUUUCUCCAACAUUUUACGAAAAUGUCUUAUAUUUAUGUAUUUUAUUAUCGCAUGCAUGCAGGUGUAAUCAGUGCCUGUGUGUGUUUGUACACAUCAUGUGUGUUAUGCAUGUAUUGUAUGUAUCUGAAUGUAAUACAUAGAACAAAGAACAAUGCAAACUGCACACAACUAAGAUCAUUGGAAUAAAAUGUGUUUAUCUGUGCCACUCCUGCAUUUUGUGUUAUGGUUAUAUCCAUUAAUUACUAGAUGUGGUUAUUUUCUCUCUCAAACUAUGAUGACUAACACGUAUCCAACAAAAACUGAACAAAGUGAAAAAAGAGGUUGAUAAGACAUCUCUUUAUUGGCAUAUGAAUCCGGCUAACUGAUUUGACUUCCUCUUUCUCAUGUCAGAACUAUGAUGACUCAGCUUUAGCCCUGACAUUAA